GGGGGAGGGGGUGCUUCCUCUCGCGAGAGCUGCGCGAGUUCCGCAUUUCGGAGUGGGGGGCUCGGGUGGGCGGCUCCGGGCGCGCGGCUGGCCGGGAUCGCUCUGUCUGACCGUCCGUGAGUGCGGGUCCAGGGCGCCGCUGCCCCCUCCCUCCCCGGCCGUCCGGCCUCCGCUCCUUUGCGUCCUCCGGGUCCCCCGCGCCUCGCCCCGCCGAGACGAGAUGAGCUUCCUCUUUAGUAGCCGGUCCUCCAAGACCUUCAAGCCCAAGAAGAACAUUCCGGAAGGCUCCCAUCAGUACGAGCUCCUCAAGCACGCAGAAGCCACGCUGGGCAGCGGGAACCUGCGGCAGGCCGUCAUGCUGCCUGAAGGCGAGGACCUCAAUGAGUGGAUCGCCGUUAACACCGUGGAUUUCUUUAACCAGAUCAAUAUGCUCUAUGGGACGAUCACCGAAUUUUGCACAGAAGCAAGCUGCCCAGUGAUGUCUGCAGGCCCCAGAUAUGAGUACCACUGGGCCGAUGGCACCAACAUCAAGAAGCCAGUUAAAUGUUCUGCUCCCAAGUACAUCGACUACCUGAUGACGUGGGUCCAGGACCAGCUGGAUGACGAGACACUUUUCCCAUCUAAGAUUGGGGUCCCGUUCCCCAAGAACUUCAUGUCGGUGGCCAAGACCAUCCUGAAGCGCCUGUUCCGGGUCUACGCGCACAUCUACUACCAGCACUUUGACGCAGUGAUGCAGCUGCAGGAGGAGGCACACCUCAACACCUCCUUCAAGCACUUCAUCUUUUUUGUGCAGGAGUUCAAUCUCAUUGACCGACGUGAGCUGGCCCCUCUUCAGGAGCUGAUUGAGAAGCUUGGCUCCAAGGACAGAUAGAUGGCCGCAGAAGGACGACCCCCAGCCUGACCCAGCCCCUGGUCACUCCUGCUCCAAGGGGUCAUUUCCUCUUGUUCAGUUAGGGUGCCUCAGUGGAACCACACCUCUUUGUCUUGCCUGGAGCCAGACUGGCCAAAGCCUUUGCCGCCUUUGCCCCCUCUGCCUUGGGGCACCCCUGGGGGGCAUCCUGGGUAGUUAAUCAUAGUUAUUUCUUCUGUCACCUGCAGCCUGUUGACUCUCUGGGCUGCUACUUGUUCCCUGGUGGGGGGAGGGGGAGGGCAAGGACUCCAGUGUCCUUCACGGGCUUUUCUUUUUAAGCAGAAAUUCUGAUUCUGGGUCCGACAUCCCCCUUCCUCCUGUUGCUUUUUGCAGUAUUUGAAAUGCUGGGUGGGGAUGGGCCUGGGAUUUAAGACAUCCCACCCAUCAUCAGUAGACUCAGAACUUUGGGAAGAGGUCUUGCGAGACACUUGGGCAGCUUGUCCAGAACUUGGAAAAGGAUUGUUUUAUUGUUCUGCUAGAUCUUUUCUUCUCAAAGUAUGGGGGGGGGGUUGAGGAAAAAAAGAUCGAUGACUAUACUUUUAGAGCGUGCAGGAGUAGGUAAGGUAAGGACUCUUCUGACGGGCUGCCCCUCCUGGGGCCCAGCUCUGCCAGCAGGCAUCAGGUGGCCCGCCAGCGACCACAGGAAUUCGUGGCCAAGACAGGACUUGGGUUUUGGGCACGGACUCCCUCAAGGGAGGGAGCGUGGUGCUUUUUUUUUGUUUUUCCUUAAGUGAAUUAUAGGCUUUCUCAAUAUAGACUUUAGUGUGUGAAAGGGCCCGGUUCCAGUUCACCGAUGCUUGGGAGCUUUUGUGUUCUAGGAAGGUGGGGGCAGGGGGUUGUUUUUUGCGAAACAGAAAUGCCCUGUGUGCAGACGCGGGGCUCAAAGCCACUGUCAUGGUGUUUUUGUUUUUUAAUUUUCCACCACAUUUGCAACGCUGGGUGGGGGGACGAUUCCUCGUGCAUUUAGGACUGCUUGAGUUCUGUUGUUUCAAGUUUGUUUGGUUCUGUUUUGAGUUUUUCUCCAUGCACUUUGAAUGAACCUUAACUGCCUUAAGUAGGCCAUUGGCAUAGGGGGGAAAGGUCCCGGUGGUGGGGACUCCAGGGAAGCCACCGAGAAAGCCCUGCCAUGGGAAGAGGAGCCCGGCAGGUGGGGCAUUGUCUGAAGGGCCACAGUCUAAGGGGCUUCCUCACGACCGUCACCCGCAGGACAAAAGGGGCUGGACCCUGGGGAGAAAGCAUCUCCUUUGUGUGCUUAGUGUAUUUUUGUAUCACAUGAUUCUGGGCAAAAUGUGUUUUCUCUUUGGGGGAAAAAUCUUUUCUAGUUGGUUCCUAAGGGGGAGGACGACGCUGAGUUAGUGGGAGAUGCUGCGGCUUUGCAGCGAAGGAUGUGGCUUCAGGUCCUGCCAGGCUGCCACGGACUUAACCUGGGCGAUCUGGGACAUGGGUCUUCCUUUUUCUAGGCUUUCUUCUUUCUCCUUAAAAUGAGGUAUCAGACUGGCAGUGUAGGGGUUGAGGACGGCUCCGUCUGACCUCUGACAAUGACUGCCUGUGUGACCCUGGGCGCAUCAUCUAGCUUCUGUUGGCCUCAGGUUCCUCAUCUGUAAAAUGGGGGCAUCGGGCUGUAUGCCUUCUGAUGUCCUCUCUGGCUCAAGCUCCAGGAUUCCUGACCCCGGGCUUCCUCAGGGCCGGGGCAGUGGGUGUUAGGCUGGCUUUCCUAGCAUCCCCCCAGUGGGCAGGCCCAGGGUUUGGAGAGGCCACUUGGCAGCCAUCUUGAUGAUGUCCACCAAAAGAGAGAGAGAGAAGUCAUGCCUAAUCAUCCGUUUGUUUGGGUUCCACCUGUUUGUAUCACUUAGUGGAACCAGCCCUGGACCUGGACACACUUACAGAAAAUGUUUGUUAAGGUUUAGAGUAAAACCAUCUAUCUUGACCAAACCCUAGUUGGGAAGGUCCAUCAUCCACCAGGGAGAUCACAGGCCCUCCCACAUGGCUCCCUGGGCAGUCAUCACCCAUGUCUUGCCAAAGAGGAUCCACCCGAUAUGACAGAUGCCUUCCCCUGGUUCCUUUUGCCUUUCCCACAUCGCCGGUGCAGCUGUCCCACCUGUGGGCCCUCACUGCCUUUAUGACAGCUCCCCUCCCUGUCCAGGGCUUCCUCACCAUGGAUCUCACCAUUGCUGGGUCACCUCUCUUUGAUUCUUCUGUGAGCCUGGUCUUUGCUGACCAGAAGAGAGAAUGCUAAAUAUGAACUUUACAAACACAUUUAAUCCCACCAGGACAGAAACCCCAGAGGAUCCAGUGUGGUUUAUUUUUCUUUUUCUAAUCCUCCCCACCCUUUCCACAUCCAUCGUUGCCAGGGUUGUGGUGUUCUGCAGGUGAUUGGAGGGGGGCAGAUUGCUUUCCCCCAUGCAGCGGCAGAUAAUCCGACCAACCCAACAGAGUCCUGCUGCCUGAGCUUUACAGUGAGAAGAUGUCAUCCACAGAGUUUUUGAUCAGGUUCCAUCCUUAACUUUGCAUUGCUUGGCUUGAAAACUGUUUUUUCAAACCUGCAAGAGAGGAAUGUGUGUACCCAGCUGCUGGCUUGGUUUCUAAUCUUUUCUAGUUUUACAUUAAAAUAUGUAGGAAGUCUCCCAUUCUCCUGUAAAAGCUCACCAAGUCAUUAGCAUUCAGUCUGUGGAUCAGAGGUCCAGAAGGGACUAUGGACACAAUCUAUCCCUGCCCACUUCUGUGACGUUCCCUCUCUUUAUAACUGAGAAAAGGAAGGCACAGAAAGGAACAGUGAUUUUCCUGAGGUCACACAGCAUAACCAUGUCAGAGCCUGAGCCUGGGCCUGCAUGUCACAUUCUCUCCCUGGUGCUUAUACUCAGUCCUAAAAUUUCAAGCUGGAAGGGGGCAGUACAGAGGCUCUAACCUCACUGGAGUCAGUGAACUUGGUGUUUUUAUCGGUUUGAAUCACUUGAUUUCAAUAGAAUCAGUUGCCUUUGUAAUCCCAUGUAUGUUAUUUUAUGCAUUUAAAUCUGUGUUUUAAAGGGGUGCCCAGGUUCCAGACUGCCAAAGGGGUCCUUGACAGAAAAGAACAUGAAGAAGCCCUCUAUUUGAUAGAUGAGGUCGGUUCGCAGGCCAGCCUGUAAAGGCGUGGGUAAUGCCUGGGGUAGCUGUUCUAAUACUGGGCACUCCUCCUGGAGGAAGAGUGUCAGCUGGCCAGCUCUUCAUGUGUAGAUCAUUCAUAAGUGCUGCAUUUAUGGGUUAGGGCUUGCCAAAGUCUCAAGGGUCUGUGGAUUGGAAGAACCUCUCUGAAAAGCCACUGGGGGCUUGUAAAAUUAUGCCAUUAAAAUAUGAGACAGGUCCGUUGUGAGUGGGAGCCUGUUAACAGGAUCGUAACUAAAACCAGUGACCUUGCUGACCUUCCCUUGACUGGGAGGAGCCCGGCUAUAGAAGGUACUUGGAGACAGUGAACAGGGUCCCCUUGGUGGAGAGGCUGUAGGGAUAGGUGAAGCCAGAUGAUCUCCAGUGUCCCUUUCUUACUCCUAGAAUAGGAUUUUGGGUACCCAUAUUAACUUACAUGAAGACUGAGGAGAAAGUCUUUGACUAAGACCUAACCAGAAUUAAAAGACAGUGUAAGCCAGUCUGUAGGGCAGAGACAAUAUUGGUGUUAAUGAGAAGUGGUUUCCUCCCUCCCUCCUUCCCUUUCUUCCUGCUGCAGGCUUGCCCCUGGUCCUGGGCAAGUGCAGUUUCCAAAGACAGAGGGAACAGAGCACAUAUAGGCCACUAAUAGUAGAGCUGGAAGUGAUAGAGCCUUCCUCCAGAGGCCUAGUGGGUUUCCCAUUCCUGCUUGGUUUGGUCUUACUGUAGAGAAGGUUCCUGUUUGAGGAUGGGUUAGACUCAAUGGCCCUGAGGUCCUUUCCAUCUGAGAGGUUCUGUGGCCUCCUUGUCCAUCACGCUCCUUACACAGUCAGGAACCAAGGCCAGAGUGGCCACGUGAGCCCCUCGCUGGUGCCCUGUCCAGUGUGUGGGCUUGCUUUUAGCGUCCUAACCGAAAAGCGAAGUAGUUCACGUUUUUUUCUGUCUUCCUGUGUCUUUAUCAGGGCAGCCCCUGGGGAGAAGGGUAGGAAUUAGAAGAGGAGAAGCCACCUUCGAAUGAGAUCUGUCCUAGCUUCAUCUUGAUUUUUAGUGUCAGUUCCAGAAAAUUCUGUAUUCAUUCAAUGAUGUGUUAGAGGGCUAAUUGGAUUGAGGAUAUCACACCUGAAACCCACUUGGGUUCUUUUCUGUCAAUACCACAUUCAGUCUUGGAGAGUGCUCUGUGAAUGAAAACUGGUUGUGAGCAGUGGAAUACGAGGGUGAGACUAGGGCAGUGCCCCAAGUGGCCAGUACGUCCCUCCCACCGAGGCUGAUUAGUGCUCAGCCCCGAUCUGCCACUCCUACAGACGAAUCAAUGCCUUUGGAAGAAGUCUGCCUGAGGUAACCUUGGUUCUGACCCAGCAAGUUUUUAUAAUGUUUUUUACAUCAAUUCCAGAAGCUUUAGUGACUUUCCCUCCGUAAGUUCCCUCAACUUUUUAAAAGAGUGUUUUGUAUCGACUUUUGUAACUUUAUUUUCACUAGAAUAAAGCAUGUGGAAAGAAAA
Molecule: messenger RNA, 5525 nt
Organism: Phascolarctos cinereus (koala)
Lineage: Eukaryota; Metazoa; Chordata; Mammalia; Diprotodontia; Phascolarctidae
Gene: MOB1A
Product: MOB kinase activator 1A
Source: RefSeq, a predicted model, not a curated record